Molecule: messenger RNA, 414 nt
Organism: Beauveria bassiana ARSEF 2860
Lineage: Eukaryota; Fungi; Ascomycota; Sordariomycetes; Hypocreales; Cordycipitaceae
Exons: 3
Coding region: 1-414 (137 amino acids)
Source: RefSeq, a predicted model, not a curated record
AUGGGCGCCGCAAUAUCCGGCAUCAAGGUCCUCAUCGUGCCCGCCGCCAUCUCCCUCGUGCUCUUCCUCAUCGUCACCUUUGCCGUGAUCCCGCUCUGGCGACGCUACCGCGCCCGCUACAGCCAGUACCUUCCACUCGACACGCUCGGCUCCGCGUCGUCGUCGCUGCGGGACCGCAUCACGGCGAGGCUAGCCGCGCUGACGCUACCGUCGACAUGGCGCCAUGAUAGAGGGCGAUUUGCGGCCGCCACGGGGGGUGACGAGGAGGAUGACGCGGGCGAGGAGCUGGGUCGUGUUGGGGAGCGCGUCACGGCUGGGUUCGCGGUGACGGGGUUUGGGUCCGAAACGGUUCGGCUGAGCAGAGACUUGGAAGAAGGCUUUAUAGACGACACCGACUCAGACGACAGCGAUUGA